Messenger RNA from Effrenium voratum, 2552 nucleotides. NCBI's taxonomy places the organism in Eukaryota, Dinophyceae, Suessiales, Symbiodiniaceae. The record is from the annotation of a GenBank genome assembly.
GUGUUUCCAUAUCUAGUUGAGCUGAUGUUUUGGCGACUGUUGAUCACACUGGUGCUGGCGUCAGCGGAAUGCCGGACUUAUGAAGAGUCCUGCUACGGAGGUGUGGCUUUGCUUCAAUCCUCCGCGAAGGAAGUUCGUUCAUCAGGGCAGGCACUGAAGAAAAACCAAGCGCCGUGGUCUGACUUUGGUGGCCUGAUUCGAUGGACGGAUGUGGAUAAUUUGGUGCAACGUAUCGAUCCAGCUCCGGCGACAACAACUUCAAGCAGUUUGUUGGUUCGGGUCCUGGUGAGUACAGCCGUGCUUGUGGUCUCAGCCAGUCUGCUGGCCCCGUUUCUUUUCCUCCUGUUGGCUGCAGGAGGAACCAUAGCGCAGGCGCUUGGGUGGCCGCUAUCAAGCGGGAAAUCCAAUGUUGCCAGUGCCGCGAAGGUGCCAGAUUCUACCGCCACCGUUGGGCUACUUCCUCCUCGAGCAAAAGUCUCAUGGCCGUGGCUAGUGACUUCCAUAUGCCUGGUGGACGUUCUAUUGAAUGUUGUGUUCAUUCUCUUGCUUCUUCGCCGGCAGGAGGGGGUCCUGGAGUCUCCACACGCGCUCUUGAGCCUCGUGAUGGAGACUCUUGUGGGUUCGAUGUUUUUCUUGCUAUUUGCUCGCUGGGAUGAUCAGCGGCAUAUCAUCACCGCAUGGCAAGUUCUGCAGUCCAUUCGCUUCUUUCUCAUUCGCCGCACCAUCUAUCUCAACCCUGGCGUAUUCAUUGUUUCCAUGCUUUUGCUGCUGCUGGUCUCGUCGGUGGGAGUGGUGGCUGAGCUUUUUGUUGACAACGAGGUGCGCGUGCCGCCCUAUGAGCCCAAGAAGAUGGAUUUUGAUCGGCCAGCAUUUGGCUGGCUAGGACCGUAUGCUGAUUGGGUACAGUCCAAAUAUCUUCGCUGGCUGAUUACGGCCUUUUUCUGCGUCGCAGAUCAGAUGGUGUGGGCUUGUUUUUUGUACAUGUGCACCAGUCGGCCAGAGGAGGACAUGGAGCAGGUCAGCGACGACACAUUCAAACAACUGGUUCGAGCGGCAAUGCUUUUGCAGAUGGUGGCGCUCUUCCCGUUCUGCUUUACGCAUUUGCACGCUACGUAUGUGCUAGUGAAACAGUGGUGUGACCAAGAGACUCUUCUGAGGGCUUACAGGACGGGUCCAUAUGAUGUACCAAUGUUGGAGGAUGAAUUGACACGAGAGUCUGUUCUCAAAACGCGACUUCAGACGCACAAGUGCCGUUCCAUCACAGUGGUUGUUCCUGCAUACAUGCCGAAUGAGGAAGACAUUGUUUUGGAGUGCUUGGAUGCAUAUCGCAGAGAAGAGGCCAAAUAUCCGGGAAUCAUGCGUGUGAUGCUCGUUUGGAACUCCCCCCAAGAGCAUACAUGGAUUGAGCAGCAACUGGAGGAAUUGCAGGAGUCGUGGCCGGCAUUUUCGGUGCACCGAAAUCACAUGUCAACAUCAAAAUGUGACAACCUGAAUAUGGCAAUCAGCCUGCUGGAGACAGACUUUGCUCUCUUCAAUGAUGUCGACACCAUGGUUUCCGCCGCAAGUAUGUGCCGCGCUUCUCUACAUUUGUUCGAAGAGAACCAUAGCGCUGUGCAGUCAUAUCUUGUGCACUGCUGGGAAGAUUUCUCUGGCAUUCAAGAAGCUGGUUGCUUUCCCUUUGGGGCAGUGGUCACUGGUCACGAUGGUGUACUCCCCUCGCUAAACGAGUCCGUCUACGGGCAUAUGCAGCUUCCUUUCUGCAAUGGUCGAGGAUCGUUUUGGCGAAGCGAUGCCAUCAAGAUGAUUGGCUUUGACCAUCGCACCAUUGCGGAAGAUCAUGAUGCUAUGUUCCGCGCGAAGGCCUACUAUGGCUUUACAGGUGUCUCCGACAUCAACAUCCUUUGCCAGGAACGUGAACCGCCGGACUUUGGUAAUGUGAUCAGCCAGAGGACUCGCUGGAUGAAUGGGCAAAUGCAAAAGCUAAGAGCACUUUCUUGGGCGGUCCGCUCCCAGCACAUGUCGCCCUUUCUCAAGAUUUACCUCGUUUACAUGGAAUGGAUUUCAAGACCCUUCCAAGGGUUCCCUUUCAUCCUUGCCCAGUGGGCCGGCAUUUGGGUGAUGAAGGCUCGCGCCACGGAGGUCAAUCCGUUGAUUGCGGUCAACAUCUUCGAGGUGGAAGUGAAGUGGCCCGUCUUUGCCCUUGUGAUUUAUGUGAUUCCGCUGGCCUCUCGAUACGCGGCUUCCCUUCUGGCCUCCCGCUAUCGUCCACGGUGGCUCGGCUGGAUCAUGAGUAGUCUCCUGGUGCCCCUGAUUUACAAUCCGGUGAGGGAAACCUUGGUCCGGUUCCGCAUGCUGCAUGACUUUCUUUGGAGCAGCAAGUUGGAGUUUGUGUGCACCACACGCGACAAGACCCCCUCCCACUCUCCCAGCAUGUCGCCCAGCAGCUCCUUUUUCCGCGGCCCCAGCAGUGCCAAAUUGGGCGAACAGAGUGACUAGCGAGCCCAAUUUUGUGGAUGGCAUUGACUGGACGUGGCCAAAACGCCACAAGCGAG